AUGUACUUUUUAACAGUGGCCUUGCGCUCCAAAGUUAAGAAGGCUUCUGAUGCCUUGAUGAUCGAUCCUUUCGACCAGAGUGUCGGACAAGUUCGAGCUCGCAUCUUGUUGUUCCAGACUACACAAACCUCCAAUUCGGAUAGCCUAGUGCGUUCCCCAACCUCGAAAACGCACACCUCAACCCGGACUAACCGUUCCAUGCUGCCCGGUCCCCAGCAACAUCAACAACACGUUGUUCAUUCGGAACUAGAUACCGCCCUCGCACCUUCUACAAAUCAGAUUGGACAACCUUCCCUUGAGUCCCAAGCGAGCUCAACAGUCUCGUCUUUAUCCCGGUCAAGUUAUGAAGAAACUUGUGUACUAAGCAAUCGACUGUCUUGA
Opisthorchis viverrini is the source of this 381-nucleotide messenger RNA. RefSeq lists its product as hypothetical. The record is from RefSeq and is a predicted model, not a curated record. The transcript has 2 exons. Lineage: Eukaryota; Metazoa; Platyhelminthes; Trematoda; Opisthorchiida; Opisthorchiidae. Bases 1 to 381 code for a protein of 126 amino acids.